Cladophialophora carrionii CBS 160.54 is the source of this 1620-nucleotide messenger RNA. RefSeq lists its product as uncharacterized. The transcript has 6 exons. Gene Ontology annotation, biological process: transmembrane transport. Bases 1 to 1620 code for a protein of 539 amino acids. Gene Ontology annotation, molecular function: transmembrane transporter activity. Gene Ontology annotation, cellular component: membrane. Lineage: Eukaryota; Fungi; Ascomycota; Eurotiomycetes; Chaetothyriales; Herpotrichiellaceae. The record is from RefSeq and is a predicted model, not a curated record.
AUGGAUUCCCACGAAAUCAGCAAAGGGACCGACAUCUCCGUCGACGACGUCCCUCAAGACGCAAAGACGGGGUCAUACGAAGAAAAGAACGUGUCGCAAGCAUAUCCGGCCACCACGCGCGAAGGGGACGGCCGGUCAUUGAGGCGCCUGUUCAGCUUCGCCCAACUGUUGGCCUUUUCGCUGACAUUCAUGGAAUCAUGGGAAGUCAUGGCCAUAAAUAUCUCGGCCACCUUCUGGAACGGAGGGCCCCGCUCGCUGGUCUGGGGCGCCAUCGCCGUGAUCAUCGGCUCCCUCGCCCAGGCGUACUCGAUGGCAGAACUGGGGUCGAUCCUCCCGAUCGCGGGCGCCCAAUAUCACUGGACGCAUAUCAUGGCGCCGGAGCGGAGUCGGCGGUUCAUUACGUGGAUGCAAGCAGGCUGGGUGACGUGGUUCGCGUGGGUGAGCGCCCUGGCCGGCUCGUCCUCCGGCGAGGCCGCGCUCCUUCAAGCCCUCAUCGCGGAGAACGUGCCGGGCUACGAUCCCAAACGCUGGCAUUUGACGCUCAUCAUGUGGGCGCUCCUGGUCAGCUCGGGCAUCAUCAACACGUACACCUUCUGGCUCGUGCCGUGGCUCGAGCUGGCCAGCGGGAUCAUGCACGUCCUCCUGUUCGUCGUCUUCAUGAUCGUCCUGCUGGUGUUGAGUCCCAAGAGCAGCACCGACUUCGUGUGGUCGAGCAGCAGUGUGCUGAGCGGGUGGGACAGGAGCAGUUUCGUGGCCUUCAAUCUAGGCAUGUUGGUCCCGGCCUGGGGGUUCAUCGGCUUCGACGGCGUCGUGCACAUGUCUGAGGAAGUGCGACGGGCCAAGCACGCCGUGCCGCGAUCCAUGGUCCUCAGCAUCGCCAUCAACGGGACCAUGGCCUUUGCCAUAGUUCUCGUCCUGCUGUACUGCAUUGGCAAUGUCGACGACGCCCUUGACGCGUCCUACCCGAUCAUCCCGAUCUGCUUCAACGCCACGGGCUCCAUGAAAGCCACGAACGCCAUGGUGUCAAGUCUGAUCAUCGUGACGUAUUUCGUCGUGGCGGCCAGCGUGGCCAGCGUGAGUAGGAUCACUUGGGCAUGGGCCCGUGAUGGCGCCCUGCCGAGGAGGUUAGCCAUUAUCGACCCGAAGCUCCACGUCCCCGUCAACGCGACGUGGCUCCCCAUAGUGAUCGUCUGCCUCCUCGCCUUGUUUCAGGUCGGCUCCACGACCGGCACCGCGUUCAGCGCCUUCACCGCCUUGUCCUCCCUCGGCCUGUAUACCAGCUACAUCAUCGCGAUCUCGUGCAUCCUGCACGCCCGCCUGACGGGGCGACUGAGCGACAAAGCCCCCAACGACGACGCCCAGGUUCCCUACGGCGCCUGGCGCAUGUGGCCUGGCUUCGCGACGCCGGUCAACAUCUUCGCGCUGCUGUGGACCGUCUAUCUGACCGUCUGGCUGCCCUUCCCCACGAGCUUGCCCGUGACGGGCACGAACAUGAACUAUGCAUUGCCCAUCUAUGCGUUUGUCGUGCUGCUCGCGCUGGGGUCUUGGUUCGUUUGGGGCCAGAGGCAUUGGAGGGGACUGGACCUGAGGGCCAUUGGAAUGGUGGAGGCGCAUGAUUGA